AUAACAAGACAUAUCAUCAUUCUUACUUUUAUGUUUAACGCCGCUCUCCUAAAAAUUGAGAAACAAUUUAGUUAACCGGGUUGCCAAUGGGGCACAAAACUAUAACAAAACUCAAAAUCUUUUGAGGUUCACUCUGGAAAUUGCUCAAACAAAAUUGCUUUUGUUGUGACCAAGAACAGUUUUUAGUCGAGGAUCGGCACCGACCACUGUAAAAAAAAAACAAAUUACAACAUUUAUUAUGCGAUAACUUGAAGAAACUUGUACUACAGCACAAGGACAUGGUUUUCGCUUCAUUUCGAAGAUACUUGAGUAUGAGACACCAAAGUUCCAAGGUUCAGGAUUUAUACGACCACUGUAAAACCGUUUUCUCUCCCUCUGGAAUGCCCCCUCCCUCUUCCCAACCCUUGCUCAAGCUUUCUUCAAUUCUGGACACUAUAAAACCUGCUGAUGUUGGGCUUAAGGAGGAAGCUGCAGAUGAUGAUCGAGGGCUUGGAUUUUUUGGUGCCAACCAACUGAAUAGAGUAGCUCGAUGGGCUAAGCCAAUAACAUAUGUGGACAUUCAUGAAUCCGAUAGUUUUACGAUGUGUAUAUUUUGUUUUCCAACUUCUUCAGUUAUUCCACUCCACGACCAUCCUGAAAUGACUGUAUUUAGCAAACUUCUCUAUGGUUCUUUACAUGUGAAAGCUUACGACUGGGUUGAGCCUCCCUGCAUUGUAGAAAGCAAGGGACCGGGACACUCUCAAGUAAGACUAGCAAAGUUAGCAGUUGAUAAGGUUUUGAAUGCACCAUGUGAGACAUCAGUUUUAUAUCCAAAGCAUGGCGGAAAUCUUCACUGUUUCACAGCAGUAACAGCUUGUGCUGUAUUGGACAUUCUGGCACCCCCUUACAAAGAAUAUGAAGGAAGGAAAUGUACUUAUUAUCACGAUUAUCCUUAUUCAACAUUCUCUGCAGGAAAUGGACCUGUAUGUGUUGGUGAAGAGGAUGAAUAUGCUUGGCUUGCAGAGAUAGAACAACCUAGUGAUCUUUAUAUGAAUACUGGUGUAUAUGCUGGUCCAACUAUUCAGCUUUAGUUCUGCUGCUUCCAUUUCAAAGCAAUUGCAUAUUUCCAGUUGUAAAGUGUGGAUGAUAUUAAUGUUGGAAAACAUUAGAGUCAGCUUGAUUACAAAACUGCAUCUUUCUCUUUA
Messenger RNA from Cicer arietinum (chickpea), 1184 nucleotides. RefSeq names its product plant cysteine oxidase 3. Lineage: Eukaryota; Viridiplantae; Streptophyta; Magnoliopsida; Fabales; Fabaceae. The record is from RefSeq and is a predicted model, not a curated record. Gene Ontology annotation, molecular function: oxidoreductase activity, acting on single donors with incorporation of molecular oxygen, incorporation of two atoms of oxygen.